AUGAAUUCGCAUACAACGCCACGCAAUGCAUUUCAAGGACGCUCGCUAGGUGGCUCGGGACUUCCUCCGCAAUCCAGACAGCCUGUUGCGCCUCAGGUCUCAGCGAACGAGGAUUAUAGCACGAUACCUGAAGAGGAUCGCGAACAUAUCGAUGAAGUGUUCGACUUGAUGGACAUGAAGAAGAAGGGAUGGCUCAACAGCUAUGAAUUCCGACACUCACUAGCAGCUCUGGGCUUCGAUAUGUCCAAGCCCGACUAUUUUAGAGAGCUACAGUCCUACGGCUCUGUGCCUCCCGAAUGGCAAGACCCGCAUACCUGCCCUGUCAACCGCCUCUAUGUUUACCUGGAUCAGUUCCGGUUAUGCGCUGCGAAACUGCUGGCCAGUCGAGACCCUAGACAAGAAGCAACCAAAGUAUUCAACAUGUUUGAUUACGAUGGCGAUGGCGUAAUAUCGUUCGAAGAUAUGCGACGUCUUGCUUCUGAUAUUAAGGAAGAAAGGACAAUGACAGACGAGGAGAUUCAGAGUAUGAUCGAGCACCUGGACCACGAGGGCAAAGGCGGUGUGAACUUGGAAGAAUUUAUCCAGAUGAUGGAAGAGGCUGGCUAA
Molecule: messenger RNA, 606 nt
Organism: Fusarium coffeatum
Lineage: Eukaryota; Fungi; Ascomycota; Sordariomycetes; Hypocreales; Nectriaceae
Exons: 2
Coding region: 1-606 (201 amino acids)
Molecular function (GO): calcium ion binding
Source: RefSeq, a predicted model, not a curated record